GCGCACGCGCGUUUUAGAAUAAACGAGAAAUUCGAAAAUUUACAAAACAUACCGAAGUAAAUAAGCAUUUCCUUCAAAGUAGCUUAGUUUGACUCAAAACAGGAGAGAGGGCACGGCUUAAGCCGGUAGCUGCUGGGAUGAGCGCAACAGAACUGAAAGAACAAGGAAACAGGCUUUUCGGAGCGAAACAAUUUGACGACGCGAUUCAGUGUUACACUAAAGCUAUCUUAAAGAAUCCUACAGUUCCAACAUAUUUCACCAAUCGAGCUUUGUGUCACUUGAAGCUAAAAAAAUGGGGGCAAGUUGUUUCUGAUUGCCGCCAGGCAUUGGAGCUUGAUGCAAAUCUGGUGAAGGGACAUUUCUUUAAUGGUCAGGCUUUGAUAGAGCAAGAAUGUUACGAUGAAGCAAUAACAUCACUUUUGAAAGCCUUUGAUCUGGCCAAGGAACAAAAGUUGAACUUUGGUGAUGACAUUGCAUGUGCCUUAAGACUAGCAAGAAAAAAGAGGUUCAGUCUUGCAGAAGAGAAGCGAAUAAGUCAAGAGAUAGAGCUACAGGCCUACCUUACGAACCUCAUCAUAGAUGACACACGGAGGUCUGUACUCAAAGUUAAAGAAGAUCCAGAAGUGUCAGAUAAACAGAAAGAGGAACAAACACACAGCAUAGAACAGCAGUCUGAAAAAAGGAUAUCUGUGCUUAAUGAUUUAUUUACUCAAGUGGAUGAAAGAAGGAAGAAGCGAGAGGUGCCUGAUGUACUCUGUGGACGAAUUAGCUUUGAGAUUAUGAAAGACCCCGUUAUUACUCCAAGUGGAAUAACAUAUGAUAGAAAACACAUUGAAGAACAUAUACAGCGAGUUGGUCAUUUUGAUCCUGUAACAAGAACAGAUCUUAAACAAGAACAGCUCAUCCCAAACUUAGCCAUGAAAGAAGUCAUUGACGAAUUUAUCACCAAGAAUGAAUGGGUAGUGGACGAGUACUAAUAUGGGCAAAGCUGAUCACGUGAUUAGUAGUAGUAGAGAGUAUGCCUAGUGCACACUAGUGACAUAACGACUUAACAACAUAGGCGCGCUCUUUUUAGCCCGACUAACAACAUGGACAUACAGUAAUGACAUAAAA
This is a messenger RNA of Nematostella vectensis (starlet sea anemone), 1113 nucleotides long. Its product is annotated as E3 ubiquitin-protein ligase CHIP. Gene Ontology annotation, molecular function: protein-folding chaperone binding; ubiquitin protein ligase activity. Bases 138 to 977 code for a protein of 279 amino acids. The record is from RefSeq and is a predicted model, not a curated record. Gene Ontology annotation, cellular component: cytoplasm. Lineage: Eukaryota; Metazoa; Cnidaria; Anthozoa; Actiniaria; Edwardsiidae. The transcript has 9 exons. Gene Ontology annotation, biological process: protein polyubiquitination; protein quality control for misfolded or incompletely synthesized proteins; positive regulation of proteolysis.